Messenger RNA from Alternaria alternata, 2004 nucleotides. RefSeq names its product amino acid permease 2. Gene Ontology annotation, biological process: transmembrane transport; amino acid transport. Gene Ontology annotation, molecular function: transmembrane transporter activity. The record is from RefSeq and is a predicted model, not a curated record. Bases 229 to 1908 code for a protein of 559 amino acids. NCBI's taxonomy places the organism in Eukaryota, Fungi, Ascomycota, Dothideomycetes, Pleosporales, Pleosporaceae. Gene Ontology annotation, cellular component: membrane. The transcript has 8 exons.
CCCAUGUUUCUACUACCAUUCACCCGACCACCCACCCUUUCCACUUCGAGUAUCAACUCCCCGGUAGCUGGGUUUGUGGGUCUAUGCCGUGGCUGUCAAUCCUCCUAGUGUGUCUCCGCCUACGGCCCACCGUCUUUUACACCCUUCUAAAUUCCUUCUACGCUUCCGCCGCCGAGACCCUUCUUGUUUCUCUUCAAACCUCUCAUGCUUAGCUGUUGAUUAUUGACCAUGGGUUUCAAUCCAGACUCCAAAGAACUAGGAUCGAGCGCGCCGCGCGUUGGAGAAAGAGCGCUCCAAUCUACCACCUCCAAUCAGUCGAAAGCGGCAGGAAACAAUCAAAAUCAAAGCAUCAUGGCCACAAUCGCAGAUGACGACGACAGGCUACUGGUACGCAUUGGAUACACUCCAGUGCUACAAAGACAUUUCUCAAGAUGGUCUACUGUUUCAUAUGCCAUCUCAAUUCUAGGUGUAUUGGGCUCGGUACCUGCAACCUUCGGUGCCCCGAUGAGUUCAGGCGGACCAGCGACAGCAGUAUGGGCCUGGUUCAUUGGCAGUGUCAUGGCAUACUGCAUAGCCAGUUCAGUUGCCGAAUUGGUAUCCGCAUACCCAACCGCUGGAGGAAUGUACUAUGUCACAAAACAUGUUGUACCACCUGAGCACGUCGCAGCCUGGGCGUGGAUCAUUGGGUGGUGCAACUUCCUUGGUCAAGCAGCUGGCGUGGCAAGUCUGGCAUACACAAUCUCUCAGAUGAUACUGGCGACCGCCGUCAUGCAUACCCUAGACAAUGGGGAAGCUGCCUUUGAGCCGCAAGCAUAUCAGACUGUCCUUCUCGCCAUCUUCGUAUUGUGCAUGUUUGGCACAAUCUGCUCGUUCCCCACGAACUGGCUACAUCGCAUCAUUUUAUGGUUUGCACCUAUCAACAUCAUUGCAUCAAUCUGCAUCUGCAUCGCUCUUCUCAUCCUCACACCGAACAAACAAAGCCCGCAAUGGGUGUUUACGACAGUAAUGGACGGCUCGGGUUGGGGAAGCAAAGGAUUUUCCUUCCUUCUCGGUUUCCUCUCUGUUGCAUGGACAAUGACAGACUACGACGGCACAACACACAUGUCGGAAGAGACGCACGAUGCCGCUAUUCGUGGCCCUGUAGCGAUCCGAGCGGCGAUCCUCGUGUCCGGUGUCGUAGGAUGGAUGCUAACAGUCACCUUUUGCUUCUGCAUGUCAGACUACGACGAGAUUAUGGCGACACCGACUGGUCUUCCCGUCGCCCAGAUCUUCUUUAAUGCCGGUGGCAGAACAGGUGGAACCAUCAUGUGGUUCUUCGUCAUGUUGGUCCAAUUCUUCACCGGCUGUUCUGCCAUGUUGGCCAACGCGAGAAUGGCUUGGGCCUUUUCCCGCGAUGCAGCCUUCCCAUUCUCGGGUUUCUGGAGUAAGGUCAAUUCGUACACAGGCACCCCGGUCAAUGCAGUAUGGCUGGUUGUCAUCUUCUGCAGCUGUCUUGACUUAAUCGGAAUCGGAAGCACCCUCACCAUCACGGCUAUUUUCAACAUCACAGCACCUGCUCUGGACAUCAGUUACAUCGCAGUCAUCAUCGCACACCGAUGGUAUGAAAACACCGUCAUCUUCCAUCCUGGACCAUACACAAUGGGUAGAUGGAGCAAGCCGGUCAACGCGAUCGCAGUGACAUGGGUCAUCUUCAUUAGUGUUGUGCUGUUCUUCCCAACUGUGAAGCCAGUCAGAGCCGACAACAUGAAUUACGCUAUCUGCGUGGCAGCCUUCAUUGGCUUGUUCAGCACGGUCUGGUGGUACGCCGAUGCAAGGAAGAAGUACACUGGCCCACGCACAAGCGAUACCAUCGACAUGCUUCCACCAGAGGACCCAGAGGACAUUCUCAGCGACUACGACACCGUUUAGUGGACGAGUCCACGUCACACUCGCCUAUCCCUACUAGAGGCGCAUCGCCAAAUCGAAACAUAACGACUUUAACGACAUCUGAAAAUACUGAUAGAC